Molecule: messenger RNA, 2091 nt
Organism: Symbiodinium necroappetens
Lineage: Eukaryota; Dinophyceae; Suessiales; Symbiodiniaceae
Source: the annotation of a GenBank genome assembly
AUGACGGACAUGUCCCGAGAGAGGCCGUGGCGUGGAGUGAGCCUCGGUGGCUGGCUGCUGCUGGAGCCGGGCCCCUCCUGGCAGCUCUUCCGGAGUGUGCAGGACUCGGAGCGCGGGCCUCCCCAGUGCGAGUGGGAGCUGAUGCAGCGGCUUCGCAGGCGUGGGGCCGAGGGGCUGAAAGCCUUGCGCAAGCACAGGGAGACCUUCGUGACGCGGCGUGACUUCCAAGCCAUCCAGGCAGCAGGCUUGAAUGCUGUGAGAGUGCCGUUUGGAUACUGGCUUGUGCUGGGAAGCACGCGAGACAGAAGUGUCUCGGCGGCUUCGAAGCUGGCCGCGAGAAGCCGCUUGCGGCUGAAGGUGGGGCCAGGCCACGCAAAAGGGCCCCCUCGACGGCCCCGCGCGCCACGGGAUCCGUACGAGGGACCCGCCCUUCGCUUCCUGGAUCGUGCCGUGAAUUGGGCUGAGGAGUGUGGGCUCCAAGUGCUGCUCGACCUCCACGGAGCACCGGGCGGGGAGAGUGGCGAGGCGCCUUGUGGUCGCAAGCAGCGAUCUCCUUUGAAGUGGCAUUGGAAGAGCUGGCGGAUGGAGGAGUCCUUGCGGGCUCUUCGCAUUGUUGCUCGCCGCUAUCGCAGCCGGAGGGUGGUGACGGGAAUCGCCGUUUGCAACGAACCAUCACCAGAGGUCCCGACAGAUGUGCUCUGCACCUUCUACGACCGUGCCGUCCGGGCCAUUCGACGCGCCGGGCGGGACGACAUGACGGUGGUCUUGCCAGUCUUUCAGCGGCCCCUCCCAAGCUUCGUGGCUCAGUGGGAGGAGAAGAGUGGCAAGUGCCACUCCAAUGUUUGCUUCGAAGUCCACUGGUAUCACUGCUUCGAAAACGAGUGGCAUGGCCGGACCUUCGCGCAGCACCUACGUGCCGUGCAGGAGCAUGCCGAAGAGCUCCGGCGCUUUCCCAUCGUCGUGGGCGAGUGGAGCCUUGCAUUAGGCUGCGGAUCGAUUCCUGGCAAGAUCUCCAAAGAUGAGAUGCUGACCCUUUUCGCCAACGCACAGCUCGCUGCCUACCGCGAGUCCUCCCAUGGGUGGUUCUUCUGGAGCUGGAGCGACCGGCCGAAGAGUGCUGAAUGGGACUGGCAGCAGGCUGUGGAGAAGUCUUUGCUCCCUUCGGGGCGAGCCUUGCGUCGCGAGCUGCCAGGACUGCCAUCUCUUCCGCCGCUCGCACCGCUGUCGCCGGCACCGCGAUGUCCCGGCACACCGGACUCGGCGCUCGUGGCCCCCAGCACGCCUGCAACGCCCAAGCGCCGCUUGAGCCGCCUGCGGACCCCGCCGCGGGACCCGGCCGUGGCCACGCUCUUGGAUCCCUUGGAGGCCGUCUUUGAUGAGCCCGCCUGGGAUGAAAGGAUCCACUUGGGAGACACCGUGUAUUUGCGUGCCUUCCACGGGCGCUAUCUGGACGUGGAAGGUGCCAAGGUCCGCGCACGCUACGGGGACCGUGGGCAAUGGCAGCAGUUCAUGGUGUGCCCUUACUUGGGGUCCUCUUCCUCGCGGAUUUCGGCAUCAAGCUCCACAGCAGAGACGAGCGCAAGUCCAACCUUGGCCUGUGGAAUCAAAGAUGGGGAUGUGAUUUGCCUCCUGGCCCACACAGGCUGCUUCGUUGGCAUCUCCGGGCGGAAGGUCUUGGCGGACUUCGCGCAGGCCACCGCUCCCUGCGCUUUCGUCGUCCGCACUGCUGGCGUGGCCUGUGAGGUCCGUCAUCGCUGCCGCAUCUUCCUGCAGUCUUUGGCGAGCUCCAAGGUUCUGGCCCCGAACGAAAGCGAUCCCAGUGCACGAGACGCAGUGAGGGCGCGCUGGAAGAGCUUCGGCGAGUGGCAGCAGAUGGUGGUCGAGAAACCCCGCUGCGGCGCCGUUGUUCCGAGACGACCCCGACGGCGCAGCUCCCUGGCCAAGGCAGCGGCCUCGCCGGGACCCGACUCCGUUGACUCCAAGCCCAAGCGCGUGCUGCAGAAAACCAGCUCGGCGGAGGAUCCAGGCACGCCGCUGAACAGCGAGACGCCCAAGCGGCUCAGUUCGACCCCGAAGGGCAACUUGCCAGAG